UUUUUUUUUUUUUUUUUUUUUUUCGCUGAUUACUUAUGGAGUAAAAAUAUAUUCCAUAAUGUAAUUAAGCUAAUUAACAAUAAGCCAAAUUAAGAUUUCUAUGCAUUUACUAAGCAAAUAAGAAAAAAUUUUAUUAAAUUUUUGUUAUUUUAAUUUUACGAAAAAAAUUUAGGGGUAAUUUUAUAAAUAAUGUAUACACAAAAGCACGCAAAAUUCACUUAUAAAUGUUCCGAUAUUUAUUGGUACAAUAUAGUACAAUAUACAAUUUCUAUUAUACAUUAUUCACAUGGGUAAACAAACAGUGCCCCAAAAUUUUUUUUGUGAGACCCCCACUUAUUUCGCUUUCUUUUUUAUUCUAUAUUAAGUCAAUUUUUUUUUUUCGAUUUUAUAUUGACUUAAAAAGUAAUAAUAUUUCAUUUUAAAAAUUACUUGUUUCCUCAAAUUUCCUCAAAUAACUUUU
This is a messenger RNA of Rhizophagus irregularis DAOM 181602=DAOM 197198, 460 nucleotides long. The record is from RefSeq and is a predicted model, not a curated record. Lineage: Eukaryota; Fungi; Glomeromycota; Glomeromycetes; Glomerales; Glomeraceae.